Trematosphaeria pertusa is the source of this 1157-nucleotide messenger RNA. RefSeq names its product F1-ATP synthase assembly protein. NCBI's taxonomy places the organism in Eukaryota, Fungi, Ascomycota, Dothideomycetes, Pleosporales, Trematosphaeriaceae. The transcript has 2 exons. Gene Ontology annotation, biological process: mitochondrial proton-transporting ATP synthase complex assembly. The coding region runs from base 23 to 1120 and encodes 365 amino acids. Gene Ontology annotation, cellular component: mitochondrion. The record is from RefSeq and is a predicted model, not a curated record.
GUGUAUUCCUGCACUGCUCGCAAUGGAGCCAAUUCGCAUUCGCCCGGCACUGGCGUCGACGCUGCGGCAGGCGGCCUCUCGACGGGCGCCCCGCCCGCUGUACCAGUGCCUGCACUGGUCCGCCUCGCGACGCGCCACUCCACUGCCGCAUCCCUCGGUGCCUGGUCCGCCGCCCGAGACGCCCUCGCCGGCCCCGUCAGAUGCGCUGGGCCGGGUUGCGCGCAAGAGGAAGCAGGCCGAGCUGCUGAAGCAGGCUCAGGAAGCGCGCGCGUCUCCGUCAAGGCCGAAGACGGUGCUGCAGAAGCGCUUCUGGAAGGACGUCUCCGUCAGGGAAACACCAGAUGGACUGCAGGUGUUCCUCGACGGCAGACCGGUGCGCACCCCGUCCAAGGACAUCCUCACACUCCCGCCCUCGAAGCACCAGCUCGCCACGGCCAUUGCGCUCGAAUGGGACCUCCUCUUGAGCGCACAGCAGGCCCUGAAGACGCACUACAUCCCCAUGACCUCGCUCGCAGCGCGCGCACUCGACAUCGAGAAGGCGGACAGGGAAGGGACCUCCCAGAUAAGGAACGACAUCAUCGGGAUGCUGCUGCGCUAUCUCGCCACGGACACGCUGCUCUGCUGGGCACCGGAGAAGACGCUCCACGAGGUCCCGCAGAACGGCCUCACGCUGCGCCAGCAACAGACCAAGGUUGCUUCGCCCAUCAUCGCUUAUCUCACCACCCAGGUCUGGCCGGGCGUCGAAAUCAAACCGAUUCUCGAGCCGGACAGCAUAAUUCCCGUCUCACAGCCCGCGAUGACGCAGGAGGUAGUGCGCGGCUGGCUGUCGGCUGUUCCCCCGUUCGAGCUCGCUGGCCUCGAACGCGCCGUCCUGGCUUCCAAGAGCUUGCUUGUCGGCGUCCGGCUUAUCCACGAGUGGGGCGAAGCGUUUGCGCAAUCGCGGAUGGCUGCUGAUGCGGGCCGCUUCGGAAUCGAGGAAGCGGCCGAAGCAUCGAGCUUAGAGGUGCGCUGGCAGACGGGGCAGUGGGGAGAAGUGGAAGACACGCACGACGUCGAGAAGGAGGACCUGCGGCGACAGCUCGGGAGCGUAGUCGUUCUCGUGGGCGGAGAGAGCUCGUGAAAGCGCGUGUAUGUAUGUAUGUGUGUGUGUGUAGUAG